GCUCAAGCCGAGCUGAUUUGUGAAACUGAUUGCUUUGAUACGUGUAUAUUGUACGUGAUCCUUCGGGUCUGGCACGAUGGCUGGUAGGAGCAUCGCGGAGAGAUGUAGCAUAACCAGCGCAAUACCACAGCUUCGUCACAUGUUAGUUUUGACAGGUGCAGGAAUGCUGCAGAACGCCGUGGACUUCUUGCGCCCAUUGGUCUUCAAUUUUUUCGUAUCUAGAAACUUGACGAAGUCUGCGUUAACCCAGGAGGAGAGGGCCUUUACAAUGGACUGCGUUUCCUUGGCCAGCAUGACUAUCAAUAUAUUGUGUUUUGCAAGUGCCAUGGGUUUCAAUACGGGCAUCGACGCGUACGCCCCCAUUGCAUUUGGUGCAAAAGAUACGGUCGAGUUGCAUUUAGUUUUGUACCGGCAAGGCGUACUAUUAUGUUUGCUCUUACCCAUAUUCUUGCUUAUGCUGCAUAAUAUCGCAGGCCUCCUCGUUCUGGUAGGUCAACCUGCCGACAAGGCACAGGGAGUUGCCAGCGUUCUGCAUCUGCUGGCCUGGUCUGUUCCGGGCGACCUCAUCUAUGAUGUUCUUGCUCGCUGGUUGAAGAGCCAGCAGAAACAUCGUAUGGUCACCGCUUGCGUCCUCGCCGGCUUCGCUGCGAAUCUGGUGAUCAACGCUUUGGGCAGCAGCACCGGGACAGCACGAGAGGACCCUACCGAGUGGCCCAUUUUGGCAAUGGUAAUUCAGAACACCAGUCUGCCUCUUCUCCUGCUUGGAUCGCUACAUCUUCAAGGCCACAAGUUUGUGAUGAAGCCUGUGCCGUUUCUGUUCCGAGGACUGUGGGUCCAGUUGCGCACUUCCCUGCAAGCAAUGAUCUGGUCUUGCACGGAGAUGUGGGCGUGGGAGGUGCAGGUCUUCGAGGCAGCCGCCUUGGGGCCCGGCGCCGCCGCCACGUACAGCAUCCUCUCCUUGACGUACAGCCUCCUGAUUUGCAUGGGCAUGGGGGUAUACCCGGCACUAACUGCCUUGCUUGGCGAGGCACUUGGUGCACGUGAUUUCUGUCGUGGACUCGCCCUGUUGAAGCUCGGCUGCGUCGUUGGAUUCGUAUCUCUUUCCGCGUAUGCCGUUUUGCUGCUGCUAGUUCGCCAGUCUUAUGCGCUGACUUUCAGUGGUGGUGUCGCGAAAGUGGCUGACAACAUCUAUCAUUUAGUACCAGUGAUCUUGGUAGUGCAGCUAGCAGAUUGUCUUUUGAAUACACUACGGUCAUGGCUGGUGGUUCGGAAACUACAGGCAUUUGGGGUGAUCCAGAGCAUUGCUUGUUAUUGGCUGUUGGCUGUGCCUCUCGGAUAUUUCUUGUGCUUCCAAUGCAGCGCUGGCAUUCUGGGCCUAUAUGCUGGCCUGGGUGCCGCUGUUUUCUUCAUUCUGCUUACAAGCACCUACCGGAUUUACGCAGAUUUUCAGGGUAUCGUUGGCAAAGGUUGUGCUGAUACCCAGGCCGCUCUGCUGCAGGGAUUCGUUAACCCUUAAUGCCAGAGUGUGUGUUGAAUGUUUUCGUUUCUGCAAAGUUUUGUCUCUGCUGACCUCUGCUCAAACCAACUCCAGCAUACGUUUGCUAUGCGAUUUUCUUGAUAGCAUGCUCUAGCAAGAGCAUGCAUGCAGUGUGGACAAUCACACACUCUGACGCAUCGAAGCAAUCGGAAGUGAA
Molecule: messenger RNA, 1694 nt
Organism: Prorocentrum cordatum
Lineage: Eukaryota; Dinophyceae; Prorocentrales; Prorocentraceae
Source: the annotation of a GenBank genome assembly